Messenger RNA from Schistocerca piceifrons (Central American locust), 2330 nucleotides. Its product is annotated as beta-galactosidase-1-like protein 2. Bases 85 to 2070 code for a protein of 661 amino acids. Gene Ontology annotation, molecular function: beta-galactosidase activity. NCBI's taxonomy places the organism in Eukaryota, Metazoa, Arthropoda, Insecta, Orthoptera, Acrididae. The record is from RefSeq and is a predicted model, not a curated record. Gene Ontology annotation, biological process: carbohydrate metabolic process. Gene Ontology annotation, cellular component: vacuole. The transcript has 12 exons.
UAGAGCAAUUAGUUAAUCUGCUGAGGCCUGCGACAUGGCGCGCGGUAUAUAAGCUGGCUCGAGAUAAACUGUGCUCAGUCCAGCAUGCUGUGGGCAGUGGUGUGCAUCGUUGGCCUUGUGGCUACAGGCAGUGUUCGCUGCCAAGAUGAAGAACUGCAGCCAGUUCUCAAGUACUACCAAGGUUCAUCAAUAGAAUCUGGGCUUGUGGCAGAUGCUGAUGGUUUCCACCUAAACAAUAAGAAUCUCACUAUAUUCAGUGGUGCACUUCAUUAUUUCAGAGUGCAUCCUUCCUACUGGGAAGAUCGCAUAGCCAAGAUUAGUGCUUUGGGACUUGUUGCGGUUGAGACAUAUGUACCAUGGAACUUACAUGAGCCUGAGGAAGGUGUUUACGACUUUGGAGAUGGAGACCAAGAAUUCUCUGCCUUUUUGAACCUAGAUUUAUUCAUUCAAAAGGUGUACGAAGCUAAUCUUCUAAUGUUGAUAAGGCCUGGACCUUACAUUUGUGCAGAAUGGGAAUUUGGUGGCUUACCAAGCUGGCUGCUCAGAACAUCUGGUAUCAAAGUACGAACUUCUGAUGAAAAAUACACUUCAAAAGUAAAAGCAUACUAUGAUAAACUACUGCCAAUUAUAGCAAAAUGGCAGUUUAUAAAAGGUGGACCUAUCAUUGCAGUUCAGUUGGAGAAUGAAUAUGGCUCAACUGGUGUCGUUGACAAAGAGUACCUGACAUUUUUACGUGAUCUUUACCUCAGUCAUGGAAUUGAAGGAUUAUUUUACACAUCUGAUUCUCCUCUUAGCAGUGGUGAUCGUGGGUCUUUGGAAGGAGCUUUACAGACUGCAAACUUCCAAGUCAAUCCAGAGGAUCAGCUGAACAGGCUAAAGGAAUUACAACCAGAUAAACCAGCAAUGGUCAUGGAAUAUUGGUCAGGAUGGUUUGAUCACUGGAUGGAGAGCAGUCACUCAACUACAUCGGUUGAAAGUUUCCGUGAUGUCUUGGAGAGGAUAAUAACAUUUCCGGCAUCUUUUAACCUCUACAUGUUUCAUGGAGGCACAAGCUUUGGAUUCAUGAAUGGAGCAAACAUUGCAGAUACAUUCCCAACUUAUACUCCAGAUGUUACUAGCUAUGAUUAUGAUGCACCACUUUCAGAGGCAGGAGAUUACACAGAAAAGUACACAGCAGUAAAAGAGCUUUUGGAGCAAUACGCUCCCAGACAAUUCCUCAAGGCAGAUGCUCCAAAAGAGAGUGAUAAAGUGGCCUACGCUGAUGUUCCUCUUCUUGGACAGCUGACUUUAGAUGAAAUUGUUGCACAAGUGGAUGCAGGAGACUGGGUUAAUUCAACAGAGAUUCUGCCAAUGGAAUAUCUUGAUAUCAACAAUGGCAAUGGCCAAAGUUAUGGGUUUGUGCUUUAUCGAAAGACUGGCGUAACAAUUGGAGAAAGCUCAGUCUUACAAAUUAUUGGACGUGUCCGAGAUCUUGCUAUAGUGCUUAUAGAUGGAGAAAGCAAAACUGACCCUCUUACCUCAGUUAUACAGUUAGAGGGAUUUGGUUUUUGGGAACAGAGUAAUGCCAGCACAACACUGAAUGCAGAUGGCAGUGUGCCACACACACUGGAUAUACUGGUUGAGAACUGGGGACGAAACAAUUUUGGAAGUCUUCUCAAUGACAAGGAUUUUGAUCAGCGGAAAGGAAUUGUGUCAGGACCUGUACUGGUUAAUGGGACAGCUCUUUCAGACUGGCAAAUAUUUGCUCUUCAAUUCAAGAAGAAAUGGUUACAGAGACUGACUGGAUGGCAACCAAUAAGUGAAGAAUCAGUUCGUGGACCUGUACUGAUUCGUGCCACCUUCAAUGUUGAUUCUACACCACAAGACACUUUCAUUGAUAUGAGUGCCUGGGGGAAAGGAUCAGUCUUCCUGAAUGGCUUCCCUCUUGGCCGCUACUUCAAUCUUGGCCCCCAGAGAACGUUAUAUGUGCCUGCUCCAUUGCUUAUCCAGGGGGAAAAUGAGAUACUCAUAUUUGAACUUUAUACAUCAGCUUCAAAAGUUGUCUUCAGUGAUGUGCCCAUUCUGGGAUGAAACAGAACCAGACAAUAAGGUUAAUGUAUAACAGGCAGAAUAAUUUUCUAAUCUUUGUAUCUGCAAGGGAAACUUUUUCUGUUAAUAAGCGUCAACAGAAAUUACAUUACGAAGUUCAAAUUUUUGUCACAGUUAUUAUGGUAUAACAUGACAUUAUAAUUAUUGUGAAAUGUGAUUUAUUUUUCCCUAAACUUAGAAUUUUUAAAUAAUUUUAUUUGCUACACACGGGACAUGACAAGUUUUAAUGAAAAAGAAUGAAA